Exophiala spinifera is the source of this 2682-nucleotide messenger RNA. RefSeq lists its product as uncharacterized. NCBI's taxonomy places the organism in Eukaryota, Fungi, Ascomycota, Eurotiomycetes, Chaetothyriales, Herpotrichiellaceae. Gene Ontology annotation, biological process: protein phosphorylation. Gene Ontology annotation, molecular function: protein binding; protein kinase activity; ATP binding. The coding region runs from base 1 to 2682 and encodes 893 amino acids. The transcript is spliced from 4 exons. The record is from RefSeq and is a predicted model, not a curated record.
AUGACCGAAAGCUCUGUUUCAGCAGACUUCGAGCCUGCACUGCUCUCAUAUGAUGCUCUAUCAGCCUCCCCGUCCGAGAUCUCCGGCGCCUUUGCCCUUCCGUUGCUGGAACGACCAGCAGACUCAGGCCAGCCUCUCUGCAUCAAUGCUCCUUCCCAGACACUAUCACAUCUAUGCCUCUCAUUUCUCGCAUUGAUCCAGCACCUCGAUGUUGACUUCCUCCCCAUAGCCUGGCACUCGGCCCUGGCAGGCGCCCGGCGGGGAGGCACUGCACAGCUACACCAGAUGGCUAUCGAUUGCCAGAGUGCAUUCGCGUUCAAGAGGCUCCUGCCGCUGCGCGGCGAGCAAGGCGAAAAGGACUGGCUGAUGCUUCAAACGGAGGUUUCCGUGCUUGGACAGCCCGCUGUUCUAGGGUGCAAGAACAUCGUCGCCAUAGAAGGACUCACGUGGCAUAUCUCCAGGGAGACAACACAACCGUGGCCUGUGUUGGUAUUUGAGAAAGCAGGGUGGGGAGACCUAAUGUCAUUUGUGGAAAGAGGUCCUGGUGGCGAGAUGGACCUAAGUGCCAGAUUGGAUCUGUGUGCGCAUGUGUUGGCUGCCGUUACGGUGUUGCACGAAACACAUAUUAUACAUGGGGAUAUCAAACCCCAGAACGUUCUUGUCUUUGAUGGAGAUGGAGAGAGCGGCAAAUACCUCGCUAAAGUCGCGGAUUUUGGUUAUUCAGGCGUUUUGCGGAACCCGACGGCGAAGAUUGUCAUACGCGGAACGGAGCUAUGGGCAGCACCAGAGUAUGCGCAAGCCAUGACUGUUGAUUUUGAAACGGCUCGCCGGAUGGAUAUCUUCUCGCUUGGAUGGUUAUGUUUGUGGCUGCUAUUCUAUAACAGACCAGAGACUGGAGGAGGGAGAGGACAAAAUACGUCCGACUUCUUGGCUCAUCGUCAAACCAAGAAAAGCUUGGUCCGUGUCGCCCUGGACCAUAUCAAAACGUCUCGGGGGAUGGACGAGGAAUUGCAAAGGGAUCUAGCUUCUUUUUUUGAGCAGAGUCUCCAGCUUGAUCCUGCCGAAAGGACUGUGGGCUGUCGGACUCUGCAUGGAUUGAUAACUCGAAAAGGGACAGACGAUGUUCCGAUCCCGCCACCGGAAAUUCACGACCUGGAAAUCAAUGAACCUACCUUCAAGAUUGGUAAAUCAUUGCCACAAUUGCUACUGGCCGAUUACAGAAUCCAUCAAUAUAUCACCAAGUGCCUCAAAGACGUCGUUGACUCGGCAGACUGGACGCAUCAUGCAGACAGCACUCUUACUGCUUACGCCGUCGAGCUGGCAUUGUGUUACAAAAUCGGAUUUGGCACAGACAGAGACGAGGCAGCGCUAGAAAAUCUGGCAAGGCGAGCACGAGUCGGAGAUAAAGUGCUGGAAGACGCGCUUGCAGAAAUCAAGGCGUCUUCGGAUGGACCACAUUUCAACAAUCGUGCGUAUCGAGGCAUGAUCGAGAACGGACUGGAUUUUCGCGUGGAUCACGAUCAGAAUUACCUGUCGGAAGGCGUUCUGGACAGUGCAAUUGAGCGUUAUUGCAAGGACGUGGCGAAUAUGUCGGCCGUGUUCGGGCCAACUCACCGCCUUACAUUGAUUGUAUCAGUCGUAUUAUGCUAUGCAUUGAGAACAGCAGGACAGUGGGAAAAAGCCAUCUUACAACGAAUCGAGCUGACCUCGUUCAUCGGCAAGAUCAAAGGCGAGCGUGAUCGAGACACCUUGGCCAGCAAGUCGCAACUCGCCGCCAUAUACCUCGACCUUGACGAACUGGACCAGGCCGAGAAUCUUCUCCUGCAGGUGAGGGAUGGUCUGAUGGAUUUAGCGUCAGGCAAAGAUAAUGAGGUACAAGAAAAUUCACAAGCAUUGGCAGAGGUAUUUCGCCGAAAAGGUAAAUGGCAAGACGCUCAAGACCUUCUUCUCCCUGCACUGGAAGAGAGAGAGCGGUCACUGGGACUAAAUCACCCAGAUACAUUGAGACUAGUCUCUAAGCUCGCGGCCUUAUACCUGUCGCAGAAUGAAUUCGACUCGGCCCAAAAAUUGUUGGAAAGACUUGUUGAACAUGAGAAAUGGCGUCUGGGAAGCAGUCACAGUAGAACGCUUACAAGCAUGUCCCAGCUGGCCACAGUGUAUUAUCACCAGGAGAAGCUAGAAGAAGCGGAGAAGCUGUACAAGCAUGUGGAAAUCAAGAGGACCGAGCUCCGUGGUGAAGAGCACAAAGAAACUCUCAUUGUCCGUUCGAAUCUGGCCAGCUUGUAUAAAAAGCUCAACAAGUAUGACGAGGCAGAGCAACUCGAAGAGCACAUUUUAAAGACCAAGGUCAGAAAGUUUGGUAAGGACAAUGCGUCGACUCUAACCACAAGAGGCAACCUGGCUCUCACAUACGCCUUUCAAAAAAGGUGGGAGGAGGCUCGUUCACUGGGGUCUGAGGUGGUUGAGGCGAAGCGCCGGGUACUUGGUCCAGACCAUCCAAGUACCCUGCGGAGUAUAUGUAACUUGGCAGAAGCUCACGUGGAAUUGAAAGAGACAGGAGAAGCAAGAGCACUUUUGCUACAAGGACUUCAAGAUGCUCUUGAUGCUGGCAGGGCUGGAGAAUUCGAGAUGGAGCUGCUAGAGGCAGCUCUGGCGGACCUUGCUCCAGCGGUUGCGCAAUAG